AUGGAAAAUAAAGAGUUUAAUCUCAAGCCUAACCAAACAAUGAUCUACAGAAAUAAUUCCGAAGAUGGUCCAGAAGUCCGGUUUAUAUGCGGAACAGCUGUUCCUCUCAAGGUUGAGCUCCCAACCCAAAUUCCGGUGGGACUUAAACUCAUUGGAGCAAAAGUCCAGUCAGGAAUUCAUCACGCCGUGCUAUGCUCUCAAUCAUUAAUUACCAAGGGUACGCGAUAUGGUCCCUACAAAGGAACGGCAGUUAAACCGUCGGAUGCCGCCAAUAGUGAUAACACCGCUUUUAUGUGGGAGGUUUUCAGUAAUGGGGAUCUCAGCCAUUAUAUUGAUGGGAAAAACGAACCCGAAAACUGGAUGAAGUUUGUCAACUGUGCUAGACAUCCUGGCGAGCAGAACCUGGUGUUAGUUCAAGAUGGCGACCAGAUAUUUUACGAGUGUUGUCGAGAUAUUUCACUGGGCGAAGAGCUGCUAGUUUGGUACGGCGAUUGCUAUGUUCUGGCCAUGGGGAUUCCCGUCGGAUUCAAUAUUGAUGCUUCAAAGAGUGAAAUUCGGCAAAAGGAGUGGACAGAUCCAUCAACCGAAUACUCAUGUGAACGUUGUGGUAAAGUGUUUGCCUACAAAUAUUACCGUGACCGCCACCUUAAAUACACCCGCUGCGUUGAUCAAGGCGAUCGUAAGUUCCCAUGUACUGUCUGUAAUCGAUCCUUUGACAAACGGGAUCGGCUUCGUAUCCACGUUCUCCAUGUUCAUGAAAAGCAUCGUCCGCACCAGUGCACAGUGUGUGGAAAACGCUUUUCUCAGUCGUCCAGCCUCAAUAAACACAUGCGGGUUCACAGCGGAGAGAGACCCUACAAGUGUCCACAUUGCGUCAAAGCAUUUACUGCUUCCUCCAUUCUUCGGACACACAUUCGUCAGCACAGCGGAGAAAAGCCGUUCAAGUGCAAGCACUGCGAACGUGCAUUUGCGUCACAUGCAGCACAUGACAGCCACGUGCGCCGCACUCACACGAAGGAGAAGCCUUGUGUUUGUGAAUAUUGCGGCAAGGCCUUUGCUCAAUCAUAUGAACUAAAGUUUCAUAUCAACAUGCACACAGGAGCCAAACCUUACACCUGUGAGAAGUGUGGCAGAGCAUUUUCAAGUCCUUCGUCACGUGACCGACACCGUGCUAAUUUUGACUGCAUCACAAGAAAGAAUCGAGCUCCAAAAGUCAUGCGCAAGAACCAACUUUUAAAUACAGCAUGAAUUUUGACUGCUUAAAAACUAGGAGCUGACGAUGUGAAUGUGAAUCGUGUAUGGAAAGAAGCUACC
Messenger RNA from Stylophora pistillata, 1314 nucleotides. Its product is annotated as PR domain zinc finger protein 14-like. NCBI's taxonomy places the organism in Eukaryota, Metazoa, Cnidaria, Anthozoa, Scleractinia, Pocilloporidae. The record is from RefSeq and is a predicted model, not a curated record. Gene Ontology annotation, molecular function: protein binding; DNA-binding transcription factor activity, RNA polymerase II-specific. Gene Ontology annotation, biological process: regulation of transcription by RNA polymerase II. Gene Ontology annotation, cellular component: nucleus.